Messenger RNA from Ctenopharyngodon idella (grass carp), 1404 nucleotides. RefSeq names its product torsin-1A-like. NCBI's taxonomy places the organism in Eukaryota, Metazoa, Chordata, Actinopteri, Cypriniformes, Xenocyprididae. The record is from RefSeq and is a predicted model, not a curated record. Gene Ontology annotation, cellular component: nuclear envelope; endoplasmic reticulum lumen. The transcript has 4 exons. Bases 172 to 915 code for a protein of 247 amino acids. Gene Ontology annotation, biological process: nuclear membrane organization; protein localization to nucleus. Gene Ontology annotation, molecular function: kinesin binding; ATP binding; ATP hydrolysis activity.
UGUGGAUUAUUUGUACUUAUUUGUUUAUAGUACAAAUUAUCAUUGCAAGCUAUAAAAUAUCUUUGACCUCACAUAUCUUCACAUCUUUCAGGUUUGGAGGAAGAUUUAAGAAAAUCUCUCUUUGGGCAGCACAUUGCAUCUGAUGUUGUACUAAAAGCUGUAACAUCAUUUAUGACUGACAGCAAACCAAACAAACCGCUGGUCCUCUCUUUCCAUGGGACUACAGGAGUUGGGAAAACCUAUGUCACUAAAAUCAUUGCAAGAAAUGUGUACGAGAAAGGGGAAGAAAGCAAACAUGUUCACUUAUUUAUAUCUGACUAUCAUUUUCCAUAUAAACAAAAUUCACACAUCUACAGCGCAGAGCUAAAGAAAUUGAUUCUUGAAAAGGUAUAUUGGUUUCCCCACUCAAUGUUCAUAUUUGAUGAAAUGGACAAGAUGCAUCCUCAGCUGAUCGACACCUUAAAACCUUUUCUAGACUACAAUGCCCAUGUAGAUGGAGUGUCAUUCCGCAAUGCAAUCUUCAUUUUUCUCAGUAAUGCAGGAGGGAAAGUGAUUGAGGAAGUGGCUCUGGAUUUCUGGAGAGAAGGCAAAGCUCGGGAAGAGAUCAAGAUGAACAGCAAGGAACUGGAGACUAAAAUCUCUCAAAACAUCAUGAAUGGGAAAAGUGGAUUCUCACAAUCCAGUCUAAUAGAUCAUCAUCUGAUUGAUCACUAUAUUCCUUUCCUACCUCUGGAGCUGAAGCAUGUGCGUCAGUGUGUCCUGGCUGAGAUGGUCCAUCUGAAGAUAAAACAAAACACUGAUCUGGCAGAUGAAGUGGUCAAAGAAUUGUUUUUCUCCUCUAAAGAAGAGAAAAUCUUUGCUGAUAAAGGCUGUAAGUCUGUCAUACAGAAGUUGGUGCUCUAUAUUGAUAAAUAGAUGAACAGCUUCUCUUGCGCCAUCUUAUCUUUCUAUACCAUCUUCUUUCCCCUCAUCUCUCUUUACCUCUUCCACUGUUUUUCUCCCGCUCAAUAUUAUCCUCUCCAAAACCUCUCACUCUUACACCUUUUCCUUUUCCCAUUCUUCUUCUUUUCCUUUCCCCUUUUAACAGAGUUUUGUUUGUUGUGUUUGGAAAAAUGGUGCACAAAUGAUUGUGAUUUUUGUAAAACCAAUAAAACAGUUUUUUCUUGAUAUAUUAAAGUUUUGGUAGGCUGUAUGAAUACUGUGAAAACAUUUGAGAAUUUUGUGCACAGUGUUUUGAAAAAAAUGAUGCAUGUGAUUAGUAAUUUGCAUGAAACGAAGGAAAAUUUCACUGUGUUAACUGAUUUGAGAACAGUGAACUGAGUUUGGAGAAAUGUGUAAAAACUUAUUGAGAAAAACUGUAAUAGGCUACUCUCUCUUGAGUUAUUAAAAAGUGAAAAUAUGGGG